Messenger RNA from Gavialis gangeticus (Gharial), 3037 nucleotides. It is a transcript of the gene GJA3, whose product is annotated as gap junction protein alpha 3. The record is from RefSeq and is a predicted model, not a curated record. Gene Ontology annotation, biological process: cell communication. The transcript has a single exon. NCBI's taxonomy places the organism in Eukaryota, Metazoa, Chordata, Crocodylia, Gavialidae. Gene Ontology annotation, cellular component: connexin complex. Bases 16 to 1596 code for a protein of 526 amino acids.
UAGGAGUCUGGAACAAUGGGUGACUGGAGCUUUCUGGGGAGACUAUUAGAGAAUGCACAGGAGCACUCCACGGUCAUUGGCAAAGUUUGGCUGACCGUACUGUUUAUCUUCAGAAUCCUGGUGCUGGGAGCUGCUGCUGAGGAGGUCUGGGGAGACGAGCAGUCGGACUUUACCUGCAACACUCAGCAACCUGGUUGCGAAAAUGUCUGCUAUGACAAAGCCUUCCCUAUCUCCCAUAUCCGCUUCUGGGUGCUGCAGAUCAUCUUUGUGUCCACUCCAACUCUUAUCUACUUGGGCCAUGUGCUCCACAUUGUGCGUAUGGAGGAGAAGAAGAAACAGAAAGAGGAAGAGCUGAAAAGGAAGGGGAGCUGCAAAGACAUCAUCCAGUUGGGGACAGCAGCUGGAGGCAACAACAACUGUGUCAGCAAAAAGGAGCCACCUCCCAAGAAGAAAGAGAAGCUACCGAUCCGUGAUGAGCGUGGUAAGAUCCGCAUUGGGGGUGCCCUGCUCCGCACCUAUGUCUUCAACAUAAUUUUCAAAACUCUUUUUGAAGUGGGCUUCAUUGUGGGCCAGUAUUUCCUGUAUGGCUUUGAGCUGAAGCCUCUCUACCGCUGCAGCCGCUGGCCCUGCCCCAACAUCGUGGACUGCUUCAUUUCUCGGCCCACUGAGAAGACCAUCUUCAUCAUCUUUAUGCUGGUGGUGGCCUGUGUCUCACUGCUGCUCAACAUGCUUGAGAUCUACCACCUGGGAUGGAAGAAGCUCAAGCAGGGCAUGACCAACUACUACACCCCUGACACCAUCACAGCUGUGGAACCAGUUAUAAUAGAAGGAGAUGCCAAGCCUGCAUCCAUGCCUCCACCACCACCAGUAGUGAUAACAGCUCAUGCUGCACCGCCUGUUCUGCCUGACACCCGAGCUGUCACCCCUCUGCUCACUCCAGCUGCUGUGCCACCUUACUAUGCUGAGUCCCCUGUUAAGACACGACCAUCUGUCUCACCUUCUGUGGCCAGCUAUCCUGUGGCUCCCCCAGUUGCUGAGGAGCAGCAGAAAACUGCCACCCCCACCCCAGCCUCCUCACCAAUCCCAACGCCAACCCCCAUCCCAACACCCACACUGGCUGUCAUCAAUUACUUGAAUGCCAGCAGCCAAGCUUCAGCUGCUGAGCAGAACUGGGCCAACAUGGUAGUUGAGGAGCAGAAGAAGCCACCGCCUUCCAGCUCAGCAGCUUCCUCUACCCCCAGCAGUGUCCGACAACAGCUUCCAGAGCCAGAGGAGCCAGCUGAGCAGCCACCACUACCACCACCUCCAGAGUUACCUGUGGCAGCAGCCAACAGUGUGGGCAGCAGCACCAGCCUGAGCGGGGGAAGUGGAAGCAAGUGGGAUAUAGAAGGGGAAGAGGAGCCUUUGGAGGAAAGGCCUGUUUCACCUGCCUCUCCUGCAUCACCUGCCUCACCUGUCUUGCCUGCAUCACCCAUGUCACCUGCCUGUACCACAGUGGAGAUGCCUGAUCCAGCGCCGCUCAUAGACACACGGCGCUUAAGCAGGGCUAGUAAGUCCAGCAGCAGCAGAGCCAGGUCAGAUGACUUGGCUGUGUAGCAUGGUUUCCAGUGCUGGAAGAAGCAGAUGAUAAAAGCAAAGUGUAAUGGGGAACCACAUGGUGUGGGAGGGAGACCAGACCCCAGGCCAGGGGAUGAGGGAGGCUGGGGUUCCAAACUUUGAAGCUUGCUGUUCUUGCACUCUGUGAGUUGUAGUGGGGAUAAAUAUUGACAUUUUCUAGUAGGUCAGGGGUGGCUGAAGCACAGCCCGUGGGCCAAGGGACCAAACCCGCACUCACUGAUGUCAGUGACAGAACUCUCAGUGCCAUCCAGAUGGGAGGCCUGCACAGAUGACAGGUGUCAGUGGCAGCUGGGCAUGUACCCUCAUGUUGAUGCUCUCCCAAGAGAAACAUUAGCACAUUUUGUGCUCCUGUGCCUGUCAUCUUUCAUCUUACCCUUGCCUUCACUUCCACUUUCCCCUGUGUGAACUCUGAGGUCCUGCUUUCUUUCCUUUCUCUUAAACCACACUUCCCUGACUAUGAGAAUGACACAUGGCCUGGCGGCACCUGUCAUCUCUGUGGACCAACCUGACAGAGCAGGGUGAUUGCAGUCUCUUCCAUUUAAUAUGAAUUAGGGCAGACUUUAUGUUCAUGGCAAAUUGCCAAUGCAGCCCUUUGGUUAGACAAAGUUUGGAUAACCCCAUAAUAGAUUUUAUUAUUCCUGAGCUUCAUCUUUCUGUUUUUUCCCCCAACUCUUGACCUGUAAGGAAGUGUCUAGUUUAACUUUUUAUCUAGUAUUUGCCAAUGACGACCACACAAUGUUUUUAAGCACAUGGAUUCUUUUGAAUAUCUUUAGUUAUAUUUUUCAUUUGACAUCUGAAAUUGCUUAAAGGAGGAGAGAAAGUAAACCACACACCUCAGAAAGUAUAACACACAACAAUUUUACUUCAGAAAAUAAGAAUUAUGGUUUCAUCACAUUUUGGCCCUGUAUGUUGUAGCCUAACAAUAGGCUAGUAUAGAAUUCACUGUUUUAGACUGACACAUAGUUAGCUUAAGCCAGCUGGAAGGAAUGCUUAGUAGAAGUAAAAUUUGAGUGCACAUCUUAGAGUAUCUGAACAUUUCUAGAAUAAUUUUAAUCUGUUUGUUAAAAAUUACUUGACAGUGUAUUUAUACAUUUUAGUUUGAUCCUUGAUCUCAUAGGAGAAAGUAAUGGGAAACAAUUUUAGUCACAUUAAACAUAUGUAGCAACAUUCUUUCCUGCUAUGUGCUGGUAAGUGGCCCUUUCCUACAGUAAAUUGUAACAGUCUUACAAGUCGGUACUCACAAACAUAGAAUACAGCCUGUUAUGGGAAAAAUGACUAAAGUAACAUGGUGAUCUUCUAUGGUUUAGGGUCCUAUUCUGAUCCCACUAAAGGAAAUUGCAGCAUGGGCACGUCUACAUGAGACGCUAAAAGCUCAGUAAACUAAUUCUACUAUGCAUUAGCACAUCACGGUGAAAGCUGU